Dichomitus squalens LYAD-421 SS1 is the source of this 2027-nucleotide messenger RNA. Its product is annotated as eukaryotic polypeptide chain release factor 3. Gene Ontology annotation, cellular component: translation release factor complex. Gene Ontology annotation, molecular function: GTPase activity; GTP binding; translation release factor activity. Gene Ontology annotation, biological process: nuclear-transcribed mRNA catabolic process, deadenylation-dependent decay; translation; translational termination. Bases 1 to 1812 code for a protein of 603 amino acids. NCBI's taxonomy places the organism in Eukaryota, Fungi, Basidiomycota, Agaricomycetes, Polyporales, Polyporaceae. The record is from RefSeq and is a predicted model, not a curated record. The transcript is spliced from 5 exons.
AUGAGCAAGCUUAACGCAAACGCUUUCUCUUUCGUACCCGGCCAGGGUUUCCGGAUCCCUCAGCAGCAGCAGCAGCCUCAGCAGGCUGCACAACCGCCCCCUCAGCCCGUUGAGCGUCCCCCACAGACCCAAGCACCUCCACCGCCUCCAACUAUUUCCCUGAACAUCGGUGGUUCUAAGUCGGCACCUCUCCCAACUGCCGCGCCCUCACCACCUGCUACCAUCUCUCUGAACAUCGGUGGAUCCAAGCCCGCCGCUUCUCCCGCUCCUGCUCCUUCCCCCACACCAGCCCGUGCACCACCAUCGAAAUCAGAAGAGCCUGCUAAAGUGGCACCUGCACCCGCCUCCACCUCUGCUUCUAAUGCUACCAACUCCAAAUCAUUCACGCUCGAGCGCGCAAAGACGGAUUCCGCUGCGAUCGCAGAUGAAGUCAAGAAAGCCGUCGACGAAGAGGUCUUGAAAGAUCUCUACGGUCAUAUCAAGGAGCACCUGAACAUCGUCUUCAUCGGUCACGUCGAUGCCGGAAAGAGUACGAUGGGAGGCCAGCUUCUCUUCCUCUCCGGCAUGGUCGACAAGCGGACGAUGGAAAAGUACGAGCGCGAGGCCAAGGAAGCCGGCCGAGACUCCUGGUACCUCUCCUGGGCACUCGACUCGACCCCGCAGGAGCGCGCGAAGGGCAAGACCGUCGAGGUCGGCCGUGCAUACUUCGAGACCGACACCCGCCGAUACACGAUCCUCGACGCCCCCGGUCACAAGACUUACGUACCGUCCAUGAUCUCUGGAGCAGCUCAGGCAGACGUCGCGAUCCUUGUCAUCUCCGCCCGUAAGGGCGAGUUCGAGACUGGAUUCGAGAAGGGCGGCCAAACGCGCGAGCACAUCAUGUUGGUCAAGACGGCUGGCGUGCAGAAGGUCGUGGUCGUGAUCAACAAGAUGGACGAGUCGACGGUGGAGUGGUCGAAAGCGCGGUACGACGAGAUCAAGGACAAGCUCACGCCGUUCAUCAAGGCAGCCGGCUUCAAUGUCAAGAAUGACGUUACCUUCAUCCCCGUCUCCGCAUACACCGGUCUCAACUUGAAGGAACGUGUCCCUAAGGACGUUGCACCUUGGUGGGAUGGUCCCUCCCUGCUCGAGCACCUCGACAAAAUGCCCAUGGUCGACCGAAAGAUCCACGCGCCUCUGAUGAUGCCCGUGUCCGAAAAGUACAAGGACAUGGGCACGAUCGUCGUCGGCAAGAUCGAGUCCGGCCAUUUGCGCAAGGGUGACACGCUCCUGCUCAUGCCCAACAAGAACACGGUCGAGGUCUCCGCAAUUUACAACGAGGUGGAGGAUGAGGUUAAUGACGCGUUCUGCGGCGACAACGUCCGCAUCCGUCUCCGCGGUGUCGACGACGAGGACAUCAGUCCUGGCUUCGUCCUCACCAGCCCAUCGAACCCCAUUCACGCCGUGCGCCAGUUCGAGGCGCAGCUCGCGAUAUUGGACCACAAGAACAUCAUCUGUGCGGGCUACUCGGCAGUCAUGCACUGUCACACUCUUGCGGAGGAAGUUACUCUCGCUCAACUUCUUCACUACUUCGACAAGGCGACCGGCCGCAAGUCGAAGAAGCCGCCGCAGUUCGCGAAGAAGGGCCAGAAGAUCGUCGCGCUCAUCGAGACCGUGCAGCCCGUAUGCGUAGAGCGCUUCGCUGAUUAUCCGCAGCUGGGCCGCUUCACGCUCCGAGACGAAGGCAAGACAAUCGCUAUCGGCAAGGUCACAAAAAUACACGACUCCGGCAUCGAUGAGGCCGCAGAGGGCGUUGCGAACCUCAACGUCUAAGGCCCGAGUACUUGCGUUCUUGUUGACCUCCGGCGAAGACGUGAAAAGGUAUAGAAUCGGCAGUUGACCGCCCGAUGCAUUCACGGUGCCAUUGUAACGAUACUCUGUAACGCCAGCCCUGCUUUCCGACGCGCCCGCCGCAAACGAUGAUGUAGCAUCCCCAGCCAGCGAUUGUAUAAUAUCGAGAGUGCAACUGGUUCCUGCUAUGCUAUUAU